Molecule: messenger RNA, 3002 nt
Organism: Nymphaea colorata (pocket water lily)
Lineage: Eukaryota; Viridiplantae; Streptophyta; Magnoliopsida; Nymphaeales; Nymphaeaceae
Product: ribonucleoside-diphosphate reductase large subunit-like
Exons: 17
Coding region: 294-2720 (808 amino acids)
Biological process (GO): DNA replication; deoxyribonucleotide biosynthetic process
Cellular component (GO): ribonucleoside-diphosphate reductase complex
Molecular function (GO): ribonucleoside-diphosphate reductase activity, thioredoxin disulfide as acceptor; ATP binding
Source: RefSeq, a predicted model, not a curated record
AGAGAAAAAAGAGGGAAUUGGGCCAAGUGGGGAGAAGAGGCGGGAGGGCAGAGUGGCGGGAAACAAGAAGGAGGGAGAAGGGAAAAUUUUCCAAAAGAAAAGGAGGCCUACCUUCUCUCCCGCCUGUUUAGAGCCGCUGCGCUUCCUUCUUCUUUGGCCGCCAUUAGCCGUCGCCUCCUCAUCCUCAUCUAUCCUUCUCUCCCGAUCUCUCUCUCUCUAUUUUUCUGUGGCAGUUGCAAAGUGUUCGGCGGAAUUACUCAGGGAAGAAGGGUCCCCGAUCUCCGUCGGUGAAGAUGUACGUGAUCAAGAGGGACGGGCGCACGGAGGCUGUCCACUUUGAUAAGAUCACCGCCCGCCUCAAGAAGCUUAGCUAUGGCCUCAGUGAGAAGCACUGCGAUCCGGUCCGCGUCGCGCAGAAGGUCUGCGCUGGAGUCUACACGGGCGUCACCACCACCCAGCUCGACGAAUUGGCUGCUGAGACGGCUGCUGCCAUGACCACCAACCACCCUGACUAUGCCUCUCUCGCGGCGAGGAUUGCUGUUUCAAAUCUGCAUAAGAAUACAAAGAAGUCCUUUUCGGAAACGAUCAAGGAUAUGUACAAUCAUGUAAAUUUGAGAUCAAGGCAAAAGGCGCCUUUGAUUGCAGACGAUGUUUAUGAGAUAAUUAUGAAGAAUGCUGCUCUUCUAGAUAGUGAAAUCAUAUACGACAGAGAUUCCGAUUAUGAUUAUUUUGGGUUUAAGACCCUAGAGAGAUCAUAUCUCCUAAAGAUUGGUGGGAAGGUUGUUGAACGGCCACAGCAUAUGCUCAUGAGGGUUGCCGUUGGCAUCCACAAAGAAGACAUUGAUUCUGCAUUGAAAACAUACCAUUUAAUGUCCCAGCGCUGGUUCACCCAUGCUUCGCCCACUCUUUUCAAUGCCGGAACACCGAGGCCUCAAUUGAGCAGCUGCUUCCUUAUCUGCAUGAAAGAUGACUGCAUUGAAGGCAUAUAUGAUACACUGAAGGAAUGUGCUGUCAUUAGCAAAUCUGCGGGGGGGAUUGGUGUUUCUGUCCAUAAUAUUCGUGCAACGGGCAGCUAUAUUCGUGGUACAAAUGGUACUUCAAAUGGGAUUGUUCCUAUGUUGAGGGUGUUCAAUGACACUGCUCGUUACGUUGAUCAAGGGGGCGGCAAAAGGAAAGGUGCGUUUGCUGUGUAUCUGGAACCAUGGCAUGCGGACAUCUUUGAGUUUCUUGAUCUGAGAAAGAAUCAUGGAAAGGAGGAAAACAGAGCCCGUGAUCUUUUCUAUGCACUUUGGGUACCUGACCUCUUCAUGAAGAGGGUCCAGGAUGAUGAAACUUGGUCACUCUUCUGUCCAAGCGAGGCUCCAGGCCUAGCUGAUUGCUGGGGUGAAGAAUUUGAAGCUCUAUAUACUAAAUACGAGACAGAAGGAAAGGCAAAAAAAGUUGUGAAGGCACAAAAGCUUUGGUUCUCUAUCCUUGUUUCACAAAUUGAGACUGGGACUCCUUAUAUGCUUUACAAGGAUACGUGCAAUCGAAAAAGCAACCAGCAAAACUUGGGUACAAUAAAAUCUUCUAAUCUGUGUGCUGAAAUUGUUGAGUAUUCAAGUCCAACAGAAACUGCUGUUUGUAACUUGGCAUCAAUUGCUCUUCCUCGUUUUGUUAAGGAAAAGGGUCUGCCACAAGACUCCCAGCCAUCCAAGCUGGUUGGCAGCAGGGGUUCAUACAAUCGAUAUUUUGAUUUUGACAAACUUGCUGAGGUCACAUCUGUAAUCACAUCAAACUUGAAUAAGAUAAUUGAUGUUAACUUCUAUCCUACUGAGACUGCAAGAACAUCAAACAUGCGACACAGGCCAAUAGGUAUUGGGGUUCAGGGACUGGCUGAUACUUUUAUCUUGUUGGGGAUGCCUUUUGAUUCACAGGAGGCUCGUCAACUGAACAAGGACAUUUUUGAAACUAUUUAUUAUAAUGCUCUGAAAGCCUCUUCUGAACUUUCUGCCAAAGAAGGCCCUUAUGAGACAUACCAUGGGAGUCCUGCAAGCAAGGGAAUUUUCCAACCUGACAUGUGGGGAGUAACGCCAUCUAAUCGUUGGGAUUGGCCUGCUUUAAGAGAAAUGGUUGCAAACAAUGGCUUAAGGAAUUCCCUUCUGGUUGCUCCGAUGCCCACAGCAUCUACCAGUCAGAUACUUGGAAAUAAUGAAUGUUUUGAACCAUAUACUUCCAAUAUCUACAGUAGAAGGGUUUUGAGUGGUGAAUAUGUGGUGGUUAACAAACAUCUUCUUAAUGACUUGACCGAAAUGGGUCUUUGGUCUCCUUCUCUAAAGAAUAAAAUAAUAUAUGAGAAUGGCUCCAUUCAGAAAAUCCCGGAGAUUCCAGCUGAUCUCAGAUCAAUUUACAAAACCGUUUGGGAGAUCAAACAAAAAAAUCUGGUGGACCUUGCUGUUGACCGAGGGUGCUACAUAGAUCAGAGUCAGAGUCUGAACAUCCACAUGGACCAACCCAAUUAUGGGAAACUUACUUCCUUGCAUUUCUAUGCUUGGUCUGCGGGUUUGAAAACGGGCAUGUAUUAUCUACGCUCCCGUCCUGCAGCUGAUGCAAUCAAAUUCACUGUAGAUGCUUCUAUGCUUGAGGAUAAACCAGCAGUGGAGGAUGAUCUUGAGACCAAGAUGGCGCAGAUGGUCUGUUCCUUAGAAAACCGAGAAGAGUGCAUGGCAUGUGGGAGUUAGCUGUAUUUGAUCUGUUGCUUCAUUCAGGCGGCAGAGAUGGCUUCUCUUGGAAAACCGAGAAUAAGCCUUGGGAGUUGGCAAAUAUUAGAAUGUGAGCUUGGUUCUAGUGCAAUAUUUUUUCCUUGAGGCAGAUAACUGCAGGCUGGAGUCGGUCUUCACUAUUAGCUAUCAUUUGUUCACUUUCAUUGAAGACAUUACGCGUGAGGAAGUACGAGAUUUCUUGUACAUAUGACAGCUUUUUAUUUCUAUCCAUUGCCAAUGAAGGCAAAUAAGUUUGAUCUA